ACACACACACACACACACACACACACGGGUCAGGCAGACUGUGGUUUGUUUAUUUGAUGUCAGCAAUAUGCACUUUAAAAGCUGCUUCCAUUUUUAAACGGCAUAGGCUGUAAAAAAAUCAGCUGUGGAACUUCAAGCUCCGAUACUGUCAAUCAUUAAGGUUGACAUACAAAAUAGGAACAAUAAUGCAAGCAAUGUGACCUCUUUAGUUAUAAUGCAGACAUCUGGGUUUUUAAUAUCACAUAAAUAGGCAUGAUCAAUAGCAAGCAUGUCAUGUCAUCAUCAACAUAAACAAUGUUAAAGUUCAAGUUCACAUUAUUUUAAAUGGAAACCUGCAGGUUAUUGAACCAGUUGCAGUGUAAGUCAGUGUGACGUAAUGGUAGUCAUUAUCUGUUUUACCACAAUAUAAUGGGGACCAACGUUCACCGCCUCUUUGUAUCCUUUAACAAAAACGGUCUCACCGCCUCCAUAUUAACUGUCAAACAGUUUUUGUUGCAUUAGCCUUCACAGUAGUUAGGACAUUAGAUUUUUGUCCUAUCGAUUGCAAAAAUAUAAUACUAAAUAUGUAUUGUUUUCAUCAUAGAUCUUCAGGCUGACUUUAGCCGUCAAAAUAUCUCGAACAGUGUCGCUUGUGUUGUUCACCCUGUUCAAAACCAAAAGCACAUUGAACGUGUGUGUGGGUGUGUUUGUGUGUGUGGGUGUGUUUGUGUGUGUGCGUGUUUGUGUGCGUGUCAGUGGGACAUGGCAAACGGAGGGGACCAGUUCGGCCUUGCAGAGCGUCCGGACUCUGACUCCAUGGAUUCCCCAAAAGAGACCAAACAGAAAAAUCCCGGCUACACCUUAAACUCACCAGCUUCACCGCAGAAAGCGACCAGUCAGCAAGUACCGGCCUGUAAUGCGGACCAGAAUGGGAUGGAAGGAAUCAAAGUUUUCCUCCACGACAGGGAACUUUGGACAAAGUUUGAUGAAGUGGGAACUGAAAUGAUCAUCACAAAGGCUGGAAGGAGGAUGUUCCCCAGUUACAAGGUGAAGGUCACAGGACUCAACCCGAAAACCAAGUACAUACUCCUGAUGGACAUUGUGCUCGCGGACGACCACCGCUACAAGUUUUCAGACAACAAAUGGUCGAUAACGGGAAAGGCAGAGCCCGCGAUGCCCGGGAGGCUCUAUGUCCAUCCGGACUCUCCCGCCACCGGAGCUCACUGGAGCCGCCAGCUCGUCUCUUUUCAGAAGCUCAAACUCACCAACAACCACCUGGACCCCUUUGGACAUAUAAUACUCAACUCCAUGCACAAAUACCAGCCUCGCCUUCACAUUGUCAAGGCUGACGAGAACAACGGCUUCGGCUCAAAAAACACGGCUUUCUGCACCCACGUCUUCUCUGAGACUGCCUUCAUCGCUGUGACGUCCUACCAGAACCACAAGAUUACACAGCUGAAGAUUGAGAAUAAUCCUUUUGCGAAGGGCUUCAGAGGCAGCGAUGACAAUGAGCUGCACCGCAUGGCCAAGCUACAAGGUAAGGACUACCCUGUGGUCCCUCGCAGUACCGUCCGUCAGAGAGCCUGUUCCACCGGCAGUCCCUUCAGUGGGGAGGGCCGGGGUCUGCAUGGAUCUCCCGAAGCUGUCGGAUCCCCCUUCAGCUGCGAGAACGGCUUGAGCAGCGGCAGUCCCCAGGAGCUGCUGAGGGCUCCCCCUGCACACUACACCCUUCCUCAUCGUCAGCUGCAGCACGGCCAACAGCCGCAGGUCUACCACUGCACCAAGAGGAAAGUGGAGAACUGCUCUUCAGGAAACCGGCAGCACCAGUACAGGAAAUCCUUCACCAGAAGCUCUCCUAGUGAGGGCGAGUCUUACUAUCACCCCUCCUCCUAUCCUCCUCCAACCGGUCUACCCAACAACCUGCUCACUGACUCCCCCUACAGCUCAGACAUGGGACAGCGUCAGGCAUGCAUGUUUGCCGGCGCCGAGCCCAGACUGGAUGAACUCAACUGUACAUCCUGGUCAUACACCUGCCCGCUCCCCUCUGCCAUGACCCCAAUGGAAACCUACCCACCUUACACCCCUCAUCCCCCCUACAGCUCCAGCCCUCAGGGCUCCCGACUCAGUGCUUUAGCCCACCAGAGCUCUCCGCCGCUGGGAGAACACAUCACCCACGACCCCUUUCAGAGCCAGACCUCUGGACCUUCUUCUCAGAGCUCCCAAAACAUUCACAGCAGGCAGGUCAGCCCUCCUCUAAGAGAGUAUCCCCGCUACACGCCCAACCUGUCUCCUCCUCUCUACCACACACUAGAAACACACACGCGCAUCAAAUGUGGCGUCCCAGAAUGGAGUGCAGCCUCCUAACUGAACCAGAGGACACAUGCGAAAGACUGACAGAGAUUCCUCGUCUCAAAUUCAGCGACCCUUCUUUUUGCUUCGCUGAAAGAUGCUGCGCCAUAUACGGACUGAAUAUGAUAUGGCCUUUGUAAAAUAUUUGUGAAAAGUGAUUUUGUGCUGUGUGUGGAAGUCUCAUCGUUCCUCAUGUUUCCCCCCUGUGCUGGAUGGAGCAGUGGAUUGUUGAAGUGUUAAAAAAAAAAAAAAAAAGAAUCCGAGCAGCACAAUCGAAGUUGUAGGUUAUUGUCUUUCCAUACUCCAAAGACUUGUGUCAUCCACAUGUUUGCACUGUGAGCCCUGCUAAGGCCAGACCGUGAACAGCACUAGGCUGUUUCCCUCUCAAUGACUCCCACUCUCUCCAUUGUGAAGGAUGUAAAUUGUGACCCACUGUCAGACAGGCAGUAACAUUUACUGACCAAAAUAAUCUCAGCUCUCACAGCAGAGCCCGAGGGAGACGUUGUUUCUCUUUAGUGGAGCAAAGCACAGCUCCAUGCUCAGUCUCAGUGAAGGAGAAAAGGCAUGAGUUGUCUGUGCGUGUGUGUGUUUGUAUGUAAAGCCUAUGUCAGUUCAGCUCAAGGAUGCUAUGAGUUAAUUUCCAAUGAGACAGGCAGUAGUAGCUGCAGGCGCUGCACCAUAGAAAUAAACAGUUUGUUUAGACCAUGCUACAGGCUGAAGGACCUGUAAACACGGCUUCCACUGCAUUCUGGGUAAAUGCACAACUCAGCGUCACCCAACUGUCACCGCUGUCCUUUCAGUCACCCCCAGCUGACCAAUCGGCUUUCUCCGUUCACUGAGAGCCAGCCAAUGAACAAGCGCCUCUCUUUUAUCCCCAGCUGACCAGUCAGAGCUGGAGCGCAGCAUGUUUCAUGUGUGCCUGUGUGCUGGCCCAUUUUAGUUUUGUUUCUGAAUUAUUCAUGAGUCCAGUGUUGAUCCUUGACAUGUGAGGAUUGCUCAGCAAACGUAGAGAAUCACAGUGCUGUAAAUGGGCUAAUGUUGAUUCACCAACUCUUUAAAAUAUUCUUUUUUUACUUUGAAUCGAAAUGCUCCCUGUCGCGUCCAUACAGAAUGUUUCCAUUAAUUGCUGUGACAAGAUUGGGUUAAAUGCAUUUCCCUGUAAAGAAACAUGUGUGUCACCCACUGUGCAAGAUUUUGGUUUAUUGUGUAAUGAAGCAGUUUUUAUGUUUAUGUCCAGGUGUUUUACAUGCAGUAACAUGUGAGAAGGUGCUCUAACAUUACAAACCAUCAGUAUGCAGAGAGCAGAUCCUCAUCAUUCCUUUAUGUGUAUGUAUGUAUGUGUGUGUAUGGGUGUGUCACAAUGAGAUUUUUUAUAGCGUUGUUCCUGCUAAUAGUAUUUAUUACUCUAGAUUUGUAAAGAUUAGUUUGUUGUUAACUUGUGAAACAAGACGGUAUUGUUCAAAGAUAUUUGUUUCUCUUUGAAGGUUUGUUUCUGGUUUCACCCUCCAUCUCCAAGUGGUGAUAAAUAGUUGUGAUAAACAAACAAAAUGUGCUGUUCAAUGGAAAUAAAGACAGAUUUAUAUACAAUGGAAUACA
Messenger RNA from Anarrhichthys ocellatus (wolf-eel), 3924 nucleotides. RefSeq names its product T-box transcription factor 5b (gene tbx5b). Bases 742 to 2343 code for a protein of 533 amino acids. Gene Ontology annotation, molecular function: RNA polymerase II cis-regulatory region sequence-specific DNA binding; DNA-binding transcription factor activity, RNA polymerase II-specific. The transcript is spliced from 8 exons. Gene Ontology annotation, biological process: positive regulation of DNA-templated transcription; regulation of transcription by RNA polymerase II; cell fate specification. The record is from RefSeq and is a predicted model, not a curated record. Lineage: Eukaryota; Metazoa; Chordata; Actinopteri; Perciformes; Anarhichadidae. Gene Ontology annotation, cellular component: nucleus; chromatin.